Hymenoscyphus albidus is the source of this 2411-nucleotide messenger RNA. Lineage: Eukaryota; Fungi; Ascomycota; Leotiomycetes; Helotiales; Helotiaceae. The record is from the annotation of a GenBank genome assembly.
GAAUUAGUUUCUCCCCUUACAGUAUCGCCUUCCCAAUUUUGUCGGGGGCUUAUCGGAGAACCCCGCGAUCGGGAUCCUGCGAGGUACCUGGGACUGUGGAGGCCCUGGGUACGAGUAUCUACUUCGUAAGAUCUUGCAAGUACAAAUACUCACGUUCGGGCCUACAUAUAUUUCCUGUAAGAUGAAUCGAAUAACUUCUCAGUUCGAUCUGCGGUAUUAGUCAGUUAGUUUUAUCCGACUUUAGUACCGGAAUUUGCGAAUAACUCCACCCAGUUCCUUCAACCCAUCCUCGAAAAUAGCAGUGUAAAUAAACAAGGCCAGCAAGAUGCAAGCCCGAAUCAAAAAUAUCAAUGCCUGGCCCUCUACAAUGCCCGACGAAGAAUGGGAGGAAGUAGCAACCGGAAUUCCAACCACAGAAGAACCGUUCAUCAAGCAAUAUGUAUCCGGACGUGAAGCCCUAAUAGCACAAGAGCAAAAGCAACGAAGCGGUACUUCCCCCCCUCUAUCUACACACCAACAUACUAACUCAUUAAUCCCACAGAUUUCGCAUUUCGCCAAUCCCUUUCUCCAAUUGCCCAGAAAGCCUGCCGUAUCGUCUCCAAAAUCAGGGACCACGAAGCAGCAACAAUAUGGAACAGCGGACUCGAAGAUAUCCUCGCCCAAAAGAUUGGAGCUAAUGUAUACCCGGGAAUGAUGUUUUCCCUUGCGAAAGAGAGGAUGGAAAGUACGGCUUUGUGGAAGAUUAUGAAGAAGAUGCCAAAAGGGGCUUUACUACAUGCACAUAUGGAUGCUAUGGUGGACUUUGAUUACCUGUUUGGGGUGUUAUUGGAGACGAAGGGAAUGCAUAUCUACUGCAAUAGCGCUUUAGAUACAGACAUUGCUAGAGAGGGUGCUCCUGUCAAAUUCAGAUUUCAGGUGAAGGACAGAGGUAUUGAAGCUCUCUUUUCUGAUAUGGAGUAUUGCUAAUUAGAAUAGUGGAUGGUGCAUCAAUCUGGAGUCCGGAAUACAUUCCUGAUACUCCCAUCCUCCUCACUCAAGCCGCGGAUGCCUUUCCAAAGGGUGGAAGGCAAGGUUUCAUCGCUUGGCUCAAGGACCGUUGCACAAUUACCAACACUGAAUCAAUUGAGCACCACCAUGGCGUUGACGCUGUGUGGAGGAAGUUCUCCUCUUGCUUUGGAAUUCUGAAUACCAUCAUGUUCUACGAACCAAUUUUCAGAUUAUUCAUGCGGAGAAUGUUGAAACAGUUACUUGAUGAUGGUGUGAAAUGGGUAGACCUAAGACUUGCUUUUGUCUUUCGCUAUUAUAAAGAGGGUACAGAUGAGCCAGAAGACACAUUCCAUGAAAUUUUUCGAGUAUUUGGAGAGGAAAUCGAGAAUUUCAAGAAAUCCGAAGAAGGGAAAGGCUUCUGGGGUGCAAGAAUGAUUUGGACUGGUCUGCGUCUAUUAGAUACAAGAAAGAUGGUUGAGGAUAUGGAUGCGUGUAUCAGCGUUAAGCUGGCUUACCCGCAUCUAAUAUCUGGGUUUGAUCUGGUUGGACAAGAAGAUGCUGGCAAACCUUUGAAGGCCGUCCUUCCAGAGUUAUUCUGGUUCAAGAAGCAAUGUGCGCAAGAAGGCGUCAAUAUCCCUUUCUUUUUCCACGUAAGACACCUUACUCCUAUUAAUCUCAAGUACUUACUGAAAAUCAACAUAGGCUGGCGAAUGCCUCGGUGAUGGAAGCGAUACAGACCAAAACCUUUUUGACGCCGUCCUUUUAGGAACACGCAGAAUCGGCCACGGCUUCUCUCUAUACAAGCAUCCUCUCCUCAUCGAUAUGAUUAAAGAGAAGAAGAUCCUCGUAGAAAGCUGUCCCAUUUCCAACGAAGUCCUUCGUCUUUGCGCAUCCAUUAUGUCUCACCCAUUACCCGCACUCCUAGCUCGCGGAGUCUCAUGUUCUCUGUGCAACGACGACCCAGCUAUCCUGGGGCAGGAUACUUCUGGCAUGACACAUGAUUUUUGGCAAUGUUUACAAGGCUGGGAGAAUCUCGGUCUUGCAGGACUUGGAUCACUAGCAGAAAACAGUGUUAGAUGGGCGGCUUUUGAGGACGAAAGUAAUAGCGAAUGGAUGCAAAAUAUUAAGGAUGCCACUUUGGGCUCUGGAGUAAGAGCUGAGAAGAUGAAGGAGUGGUCGAUUGAGUGGGAGCAGUUUUGCCUGUGGAUUGUCACUGAGUUUGAUGAUGAUGAGUAGAUUGAUUUAGGGUAAGGCGGUGUGGUGUUUUGUUGAUGGGGUGCAUUGGUGGUGUAUAUGGCGUUCAACCACAAUUAAAGGGGAUAGGUGGUUAAUCUGAGUUACAUGAGAAAUGCGAUUUUUCAAAAUCUAGAUGCCCAUUCAACAUUAGCGAUUGUAGCGAUCGUAGCGAGUAUACGUGUUUUGCA